ACUGUGGAAUUUUAGGUUCACAGCGCGGAUAUAAAUCCCGGGUCUUUGUUUCCCAUCGGACAGUUUAGCAGUCGGACGCAAGCCAAAUGCAAAAUAGUGCUUGCUGGUGAUAAAUAGUUACAGACCGUGUUUCAACCUGUAUUCCUGUGUCAGUGAUAACUAUUUAUAUUUCGUCAUGAACAUGUGCCUAGUCAAUAUGUUGAGUGAUACUAGUGCACGACUAAGCAGAAGUCGAGGUCUAUGUGUUAUUUCUAUAACUGGUUCGAAAUUGCUGCGGUGACGACUUGGAAGUCAUCGUGUCGCGUGAAGUCAAGUCAUCUGACAGAUAAGUAAUUUGCAUUAAAAUUAAUGACAAUGGACCCCGAUCAUAAGGAGAUUCUCCGCAAGCACAGGCUGGAACUGUCCUCCAACAUUAACACGGAUGACACAAUCGUGCAGUAUUUGUACCAGGAAGACAUCCUGACACUAAACCACGUCGAGGACAUAUUAGCAGAAACUUCCAGCAAGAAAAGGACUCUAAAGCUGCUCGACCUCCUUCCUGUCCGGGGACCGAGAGCUUUUGAGAAAUUUCUUGUAUCCCUGGAGGCGGAGUACCCUUGGGUUCGGGAGAGGCUGCAGCAGGGACUGGACAGCCGCACUGGUCAGGUGACGGCUCAAGAUGGCUGGGCUGUCCAGGAGUCGGUUCUGGACUCUGUUCCGUCGGAGCGCCAUCUGAAUCGGCUGGCGGGUCGCCUGGGUCCGGAGUGGGAGUGUGUGCUGCUGGACCUGGGUCUCUCCGCCGAGGACGUGUACCGUUGCCAGGCCAACCACCCGCUGGCCGUGCGCAGCCAGGUUCUGGCGGGCCUGGUCCAAUGGAAGCAGAGAUCAGGUCGAGCGGCUACUGUUCGGGAGCUGGUACGGAGCCUACAGGCCGCGGAACUGCACCCCUCCAUAUUGGACCAAGUGCUCCAGUGAUUCUCACACAAGUACACACAGACGAGACAAGACAAGACACACACACCCACCCACACACACACGCACACACACACACACACAUACACACACACACACGCGCGCGCGCGCGCGCGCGCACACACACACUGUGUGGCAAAACGACCUAGAGCUGCACAAUGUUCCAAUGAAACUGUGAGUCUUGACAGACCGGGAACAAUGACAUGGGACCAAUUAACUAUUCACUUGUAAUUGUUCCAAUGAAUGAAUAAAUAAAAAGAAGAAAAAAUAACUUA
Messenger RNA from Engraulis encrasicolus (European anchovy), 1226 nucleotides. It is a transcript of the gene cradd, whose product is annotated as CASP2 and RIPK1 domain containing adaptor with death domain. NCBI's taxonomy places the organism in Eukaryota, Metazoa, Chordata, Actinopteri, Clupeiformes, Engraulidae. The transcript is spliced from 3 exons. The coding region runs from base 349 to 954 and encodes 201 amino acids. Gene Ontology annotation, biological process: signal transduction; regulation of apoptotic process. The record is from RefSeq and is a predicted model, not a curated record. Gene Ontology annotation, molecular function: death domain binding; protease binding.